This is a messenger RNA of Rhinocladiella mackenziei CBS 650.93, 837 nucleotides long. RefSeq lists its product as uncharacterized. The transcript has 2 exons. Bases 1 to 837 code for a protein of 278 amino acids. NCBI's taxonomy places the organism in Eukaryota, Fungi, Ascomycota, Eurotiomycetes, Chaetothyriales, Herpotrichiellaceae. The record is from RefSeq and is a predicted model, not a curated record.
AUGCAGGAGAGUCUUAAGGAGGAUCCUGCAUCAAGAUGGCAACCCCAACCUUGUACCCCACCGAAUCGUAGUUUUAAGUGGUUCACAGGCCUCGGACCUCGUCUCAAAGGCAAACGGAUACUGGUGGCUGGCGGCGCCACAGGCAUUGGGAGAGCCACAGCCCUUCGACUCGCCGAAGAAGGUGCCACCGUCGUGGUCGGCGAUUUCAACGAGGAUGGCGCAAAGGACACGGUCCAACAGAUUCAAGCCCGAACCCAGGCCAAGGCCAAAUCGAUCUUCUUCGACUACUCAAACCCGAGCUCGAUCAAGGAACUGGUUCAUAGUGCGGUUGAUUUCCUGGGAGGCCUGGAUGGUCUUGUGAACGUGGGUGUCUUGGGCGCCAAAGCACAGGAACUGGACAAGGAUAUUUCCGAGAUGGACCCUGAAGCUUGGUCAUGGAUUCUCAACGGCAACCUGGUUGGCUAUGCGGUCGCUGUGCAGGCCGCGCUGCCUCAUCUGAUGGCCUCCGGGAAUGGAAGCAGCAUUGUUAACACAACCUCGGGCUCCAUCUGGGGCGCCAUGCCAUUUAUGCCAGCAUACCAAGCUGCAAAGGCUGGAGUCCUCUCGCUCACAACGUACGUGGCUCAGUACUAUGCUCCAAAGGGUGUACGCUCCAACCGUAUCAGCCCCGGUCCAAUCCCGAGCGAUGCCGUAAAGACGAGGACCCCUCAGGAAUGGUUGGAUGGCGUCAAGGAGACAGUGCCAUUGAGGCGAUGGGGCGAACCUGACGAAAUCGCGGCCUUGUACGUCAAUGGACAGACCUGGAGCUGCUGUGGAGGGAAAUAUCUAAGAGACUGA